CACACCCCCAACAGAUUCCUGCACACAUUAGAUUGCAAUUUUUUUGGUAUUGAAGUAUUCCUGUACUUAAAAGAUGGGCCCUGCUUACAUACACACAAUGGCCCUAAACAAUAAAUAGGGAAGUGUGUUGUUUCCCCUGAAUGAACCCUGAAAACAUUUAGUUUGCGUUAUGAGCUAUCGACAUUAAGUCAAUGGAUUAGGAAGAUGUCAACCACAAACAGAUGUAACAGUGAAGGCCCUGUUCCACUUUUUGUUUUGCCCUCGGCUGGCAUCAAACAAGACGCGAGUUAAUUAUGUGAUUACGCAAGUAUGGGCCGCACUCACUGCUGACUCAGCGCUGGGUUUCAUUCUUAUAUUGAGCUCACACAGACAAUUAACGGGAUUAAACUCUGAGCCCAAAAGAUAUUCAGGAAAAACAAUAAGACAAUGAAAAAUGUGUGUAGUAUCGCGCCGCCAUAAAAGCCAUGUCAGCGGGCUAUUCAUUAACCGCUUCAUGCAGACAUGCCGUCUUAGAGAAAUUACAGGGACAAACGCUGGCAGCAAAGUCCAUAACACUCAGAAAUAACCCCCUGCCACGACAAGGGAAAUUAUAAGUCUUCCAAAUGGACGUCUCUCUUUUUUUGCCGGCAUGAUAUAAUUGUAUCGGCACGAGGAAUGCGCCCGGCGUGGAUUCAGAGCGUGUUGCGCACCCAUGAAUUCAUUCAGCCAUGCUUCCCGGGUACGGAUUCUCCCCUCUUCCUGACUUCCAGCUCCACAUUAACGCGUUCCACUGCCGAGGAGAGAACCCCAGCAUGUGGAUACCUGGCUCAGGCGACCCCCAAGCUCUGAGCGAGGGCCGAGACGGCAGGCCUCUGCUACGGCCGUGUCACCACAAGCACGUGGCCGUGUGCCGGCAGGAGACGCUCGCUUUCAUUGAGCUCCAGCAUACGCUGACGACUACACUCCACAGCCCCCUUGGCAUUGCCAGGCCCACCGGUGACACGCAGGACACCACACCCCUCUCAACCACCCUGGCCCCUCUCAACGGACUAAAACGCUCCCUGCUGGAUCUCCGAAGCGACCGGGCGGGCUGCACCUUGGGCUCCACGCCUCCAGAGUGCGGAGAUAAGUCCAACGGCCGCACUCGCGCCGUCACUGAGACGGAGGGAGAGACUGAGCGACCGCUGGCUGGGACCAGGGUGCAUCGCCCCCUGCAAACAGCCCUGAGCCUUCCCGUGUCGGUCCCGCUGUCCUCUUUCUGUACGGUGCCCGGAAGACCUUUGGAGCGUCGUUUGACCUCCUCACCCUCCUCACCCGUCUCGGCCACCGAGGUCUCCGGCUGUCAAAACCCAGACUCAAGUCAACCACAGAGACGGCUGUCACAGGGCUCCCUGAGGGAGAAGAGCAUCCGGCGAAAGAUGCGGGUUUAUUCGCCAGACACGGCAAGCGAUGAGCCUCUGGGCAGUCCAGUGGAUGGGGACUACCUCUUCCCAGGUGCCUUCAGUAGCUUUCUAGAGGAGGAACCGAGUGAAUGCUCUCCUCUGGAGACGGGAAACUGCCCUCCUCUGCUCGAGGCUGCAGUGGACCUCUGCCACUCCGAUGGCUCGGACGCGUUCGAUAUGCUGGAAGAGCCCCUUCACAUCACAGAGGACUUAGAGCCGGGGUCUCUGGAGAGCUGUGGGCCGGUGGACCCUUUGAACUCCACAGGGCGGAACUCUUUACCACAGACACGUCAGGUGGAUCACGAGCACCGGCGCUUCUCAGCGUCGGAGCUGAUCUCCAGACUUCAGCUGUCCCAGAGGAAGAACUCUUUCGCCCUGAAGCUGGGGAAAUCACUGUCUGCUCGGGUAGCCUCCAGGGACAGACAGAGCUCCAGCUGCCUCGUCCCCCAACCCGACUCUAAGUGUACCGUAAGGCAGCGUUGCCCGGGAGGCUCCAGCGACAGUGCUCCACAGAGCCCUGUGGGCCCCCCACCGUCCCAGGCCAACGUCGACACCAGCAUGCUGCUGCAGCGAUGGAGUACAAAGCUCGGCACAACUAUUCCCAACAGGAUGCGAAAGAAAUCCAUCGAGGAGGACUUCAGCACAACCUCUACGGUGGCCAGCUCAAAGCGCUUGUCGCGUUUUCUGCCGAGCUCGAUUCUGUACCAGGAGUACAGCGACGUGGCCAUCAACCGGGAGAUCCAGAGGCAGCAGGGGAAGGAGCCCGGCACCGACGAGGAGGGGCUGAAGGGAGAGGGGUCGGACGGCUGCCCGUCUCCCUCCAACCUGUCUCCCUCCAGCUCCUUCCGCUCGUCGCGGGGCUCUGCCUUCGCCCUGUGGCAGGACAUCCCCGACGUCCGCACCAGCGGGCAGCUGGACAACUUCAGCAACGAGGAGAGGAAACUACAAGAGGCCAAGUUUGAGCUGGUGACGUCGGAGGCCUCGUACAUCCGCAGCCUUAGCAUCGCGGUGGACCACUUCAUGAUGUCCCCGGAGCUGGCCGAGUGUCUGGGGGCCCAAGACAAGCAGUGGCUCUUCUCCAAGCUCCCGGAAGUCAAAGAUGUCAGUGAGAGGUUCCUUCAGGCCCUGGAGCGGCGGCUGGAGCAGGACAUCCUGCGCUUCGACGUGUGUGACAUCGUCUUCGACCACUGCCCGGCUCUGCGUAGGGUUUACCUCCCCUACGUCACCAACCAGGCCUACCAGGAGCAGACGUACCAGCGGCUGCUGCUGGAUAACGCUCGCUUCCCGGGAAUCCUGGCCCGCUUGGAGGAGGACUCGGUGUGCCAGAGACUCCCCCUCACCUCCUUCCUGAUCCUGCCCUUCCAGAGGAUCACACGGCUCAAGAUGCUGGUGGAGAAUAUUUUAAAGAGGACGACUCCGGGUUCUAGAGACGAGGACACGGCCACAAAAGCUUUCAACGAGCUGAAAAAGAUCAUAAAGGAGUGCAAUUGCAGUGUGCAGUCGAUGAAACGGAUGGAAGAACUCAUUCACCUCAACAAGAAAAUCCAUUUCGAGAGCAAGAUCUUCCCACUCAUCUCCCAGUCCCGCUGGCUGGUGAAGCACGGGGAGCUGCUGGAGGUGGACACCCAGACCAUGAGCAUCUCCGGCUCCAAGCUGAAGCUGCCCACCAAGCCUGUGUACCUCCACCUCUUCAACGACUGUCUGCUGCUCUCCAGACGGAAGGACACGUGGAAGUUUGUGGUGUUUGUGCACGCCAAGAUAGGAGAGCUGAAAGUGAAGGACCUCAGCCAGAAGCUGCAAGGCAUCUCGGGCUUCAUCUUCCACCUGCAGCUGUGUGGGGGGCAGCAGCCCAAGCACCAGAUCCUGCUCAAGGCUCACACUGAGAGCGGGAAGCAGAGGUGGAUCACAGCCAUGUUCCCAUCCCAUCCCCUGGAGGACAUCGAGCAGGCCUGUGAGAAUGAAGAUCUGUCCCAGGUUCAGUGCAUCAGGAGCUACCAGGGCCAGGAGCAUGACGAGCUGACUCUGGAGAAGGCCGACGUGCUCCAGGCCAAGAACAUCACGAGUGACGGCUGGGUGGAGGGCAUCCGCCUCUCGGACGGGGAACGGGGCUGGUUCCCCAAAACGUACGUGGAGGAAAUCACAAGCCGCAGCGCACGCCUCCGCAACCUCCGGGAGAACAUCCGCAUCAAGUGUGUCACGCAGAAACUGCAGGGGGGUCAGUAGGGGGGUGGCGGAGUGUCGGCCCGGGGGGGCCACCACGGUGAGGAAGAUGGCGGCUGUAGGCCUCGGAGCCGCUGCAGCAGGCGGUUGUCUGAUGGCUGUUUUACUACACUGUAGAUAGGAGACCCUGAUGUCAAAUGCGGGUGCUAAAACCAAGCCAAGAUAUUUUUUCUAUCUUUGCAGUUGGGUUCUCGUGAUUUGUGUAGCUCUAAUUAGACUUUUUUUUCUUGCACACUGGCUGUGAAUGAACUCCGAUACAAGAAUAAUUAUGACACUGUUUUUUGACUUGCUCUAGUCCACAUAUUACAAGACACUAUAGCCAGCCUUCUGUUGAAGGCUCUUCGAUAUCUUUUGUUCAUGCUGGCAAUGAUUGCAUUUCGUUUCAGAGAAAUUAGAUUCAGAGCAUUCUGUGUGGAAAAAAAAUCCAUUUUUAAGAUUGGCCAAAAUAAAAGGAUAAAAGUAAAAAAAUACUUUAAUUUAAGUGAUCUGCACUGCAUUUGUUUUUGUAAUAUCGCACAGCAAUAUGGCAACAGGAAGCACCACUCUUGCUGAGUCCCAUGAAUCAGUCAAAUGUGUCCUCACAUGCUGCAAAGAUUCUCAACUGUGGGUGAUCCCAUCAUUCUGAUCGUCCUAGAUUACUUCAAUCAAUCAUUUUUAGACCACACAAAGCACUGAAGCGCUCUGGCCUGCAAGUCUCCGAACAAAUUAUUCCUGGCGAUUCACCCAAGUUAAUUCUCUAAACCCAGGUGGUCCCAGGUUGGAUGCUUUUGGACGUAUUGUUCUGACGUUUCACUAAUCAUGAUUAGUAUGAAAGCUAUAUUCCAACGGCACAUGUUUAUAAAUCCAUUCCCUACCUAUAAGCUGUUUGUUCUAAUUUAAUGUUUUUGCUUUUGCAGCAUGUAUAUUUAUACUCCAAUAGCUGGUAUAUAUCUAUGGAGAACUGGAGUUUACAUCCUUUAGAUGUAGCCUACUUACUACUACGCCAAAUGUAUAAAGAAGAGAAAAUUGCCUCCAUAACUUUUUUGAUGGUUAUUUAUAUCAGCAUACAUUUUAAUACAAAAUCAAUAACAAUUACAUUUAUCAUACACUGUCUUUGUACUUUAUUGCAAAACACUGUAAAUCUUGAUGAAAUAAACAAAAGUAUUUUCUCUUUA
This is a messenger RNA of Gadus morhua (Atlantic cod), 4795 nucleotides long. RefSeq names its product Rho guanine nucleotide exchange factor (GEF) 19 (gene arhgef19). Gene Ontology annotation, biological process: activation of GTPase activity; regulation of actin cytoskeleton organization. The transcript has 16 exons. Gene Ontology annotation, molecular function: guanyl-nucleotide exchange factor activity; protein binding. The record is from RefSeq and is a predicted model, not a curated record. NCBI's taxonomy places the organism in Eukaryota, Metazoa, Chordata, Actinopteri, Gadiformes, Gadidae. Bases 708 to 3644 code for a protein of 978 amino acids.